GCCAGUCUGCUGUGUGUGUGAGUUCGGUGACAUCAACAAGACACGCAGAUCCGUGCUCUCUGGGGGGAUUGACAUUAACUCACACAUAAUCAAGACUCUAGGGACAUCGCACAGCUCUUUUAGACGGCAGUAGGGAAGAGCGUGCCGCUGCUCAGGGAUCUUGUGUAUAUUUACAGCAGUUUUCCAGCAGGUGUUACUGAAGGAUCUAUCACAGACUAUCAGCAGGGUUCAUGAAACUUUGCUACGAUUUGCGAGCUGGGGCUGCCAUACACAAUGUUAAGGUAAAGCCUAAAGCAGCUGUGUUGAACAUGCUAAAGCGGCUGGACAAAAUAAGAUUCCGCGGUCCAAAGCGAGAUGACUUCCUGGAUCUACCCGAGUCCCCCACAGGAUCGGACACAGAAUGUAAUGAUGACAUGCUGCUGAGACCUCGACCUUCAGUACGAGACAAUGACGAGCAAAGAGACCCUGCUGGUUUGGGGACUUUGUCUGUCAUGCAAGACCUGAGGAGUGAAUCGGAGCGUCUCAAUGAGGUCAAGGGUCAUUUGGAAAUUGCCUUACUGGAGAAACACUUCCUACAGGAGGAACUGCGGAAGUUACGAGAAGAAACCAAUGUGGAGACCCUGAAGCAGGAGUUGGAGAGAGAACGCAGCAGAAGAGUUGACCUGGAACAGAAAAUGAGUGAUGUCCUGAAGACCAGGUGUGAAGAUUCUCCACCUCAGCCUCCACGGAAACAGCAGCCACCUGCAGCUAACGGCACAGACAAACAGCAGAAGGAGACAGUGUGUUCGCGGCUGCAGAGUUGGCUCUAUGAACGCUUUGGGGUUUAUAUAGAGGAUUUUCGCUUCCAGCCUGAGGAGAACACGGUUGAGGCUGAGGAGCCACUAAGUGCUAAAAGAUUAACAGAAAAUAUGCGACGACUUAAACGGGGUGCCAGACCGGUGACAAAUUUCUUACGGAAUCUUUCCGCCUUAUCCAACUGGCACUCAGUAUAUACAUCAGCGAUUGCCUUCAUUAUUUAUAUGAAUGCAGCAUGGCAUGGCUGGGCUAUUCCUUUGUUUCUAUUCUUAGCCAUUCUGAGGUUGUCAUUGAACUACCUCAUAGCCAGAGGAUGGAGAAUUCAGUGGAGUAUUGUGCCUGAAGUUUCUGAACCUGUGGAACCUCCCAAGGAAGACUUAACUGUGUCUGAAAAGUUUCAGUUAGUUCUCGAUGUUGCACAAAAAGCACAGAAUCUUUUUGGUAAGAUGGCAGAUGUUUUGGAGAAAAUCAAAAAUUUGUUCAUGUGGGUUCAGCCUGAGAUCACUCAGAAAUUGUACAUCGCUCUGUGGGUGGCCUUCAUCUCCUCUUGUGUCCUGCCCUACAAGCUGAUGGGCUUCAUGAUCGGGCUUUAUGCGGGCAUCAAGUUCUUUAUUAUAGACUUCCUGUUUAAGAGCUGCCCAAAACUCCGAGAUAAAUAUGACACUCCAUAUAUCAUGUGGAACAACCUGCCCACCGACCCUCAACUGAAAGAACGUAGCAAUGCCACAGUGUCACGACGGCUGUCUGGGUGUGAGAAGAUCCAGCCGGUGGUAUCACGGAGUAGUUUAGCUACCAUCCCGGCCGGGGUGACCCGAGAGGAAGAGAGUGGUCGCUCACACAGCACAAAGAAAGGAGCAUUCCAUGAGAUCUUCAACUUACCCGAAAAUGAGAGACCUCUGCCUGUGUGUGAGAAUGGAUGGAGAUGCUGUCUGAUAAACAGAGACAGGAAGAUGCCAACUGACUACAUACGUAAUGGGAUGCUCUACGUCACUGAAAACUACCUGUGUUUUGAGAGUUCCAGCUCAAGAUCAGGGUCUUCAAAGAAGAACAAAGUCAUCAAACUGGUGGACAUCACAGAUAUCCAGAAGUAUAAAGUUUUAUCAGUUCUCCCUGGGUCUGGAAUGGGCAUUUCUAUUGCCACCCCGUCAACGCAGAAGCCACUGGUCUUUGGUGCCAUGAUACACAGAGACGAGGCCUUUGAGACGAUCUUUACCCAGUACAUGAAGAUCAUGACCACAGCCAACCCUGAGACGUAACUCGCCCUUUAUCCUUCUGGAGGAUAUCUCAUUUGGAAAAAGACAAGACCAGUGUUUCCUGUCUGGUUAACUUUAACAGACCGUAAUUUGGGCAGGAGAUUCAGCGAGCUGACAUUCCAGCGAGGGUUCUGCAUCUCAAAGCAGAGACUUUACCAACCUUAGGGAUGCGGGCGGCUUCUCAUCAUGUGACUGUGACCUUUUUGGCUUUUUAAAAAUGAGCACACUGAUCAGUGUACAGACUUGUGUUUUGUACUCGUCUCUCGGUGAUUCAGAUUUCAUGUCUGCUUUUAGCCUGGAAGACGUUACAGGGAGGUUUUGUUAAGAAAGCCAAUCACACAGGAUGGUCUUUAACACUUUAAACACUGAAUUAAAAGUCUUAAUCAGUAUUUUUGUUUUAAAAAAGCCAAUUGACCACAAUUUGUUAGGUAAAACCAAAUCAAAAAACUAAUUUAAGAUAUGCUUUUCUGAAACAAAGUAUUUUCCUUCUCAAUUAAAUUUGUUUUUAAACAAAAUUUUGAUAUUUUAUACGGAAAUACAAGACAAAAAUACUGAUUAAUAUAAAAAAGUAAUUUUGCAGUAAUUUUAUUAUAAGGUGUGUUUGCACUUACAGUGGUUUGCAGCAAAAAAAUGACAAAGUUAUUAUUUUUUUUUAAACCAGACUUCAGCAAUUUGAGGAAACAUAAAAGUAUAGUUCGUUUUGUGCACAGUUUUUGAUCUUGACCUUCUCAGCUCAAAUUUAUUUUACGCUAGUGGUCAGCAGGUCAGUUAUAAAAUUGCCAGGAAUUGAAAACUUUUAUUGAAAAUGAAUGCAAAUGAACUUUGUCACUGCAAAUCACUAUCAGUGCAAAUGACCUUUAAGACUGAUAAACAAAGCCUUGUUUUUUCUUUACAUUUGUUUACAUUGUUGUGUGCGCAAAACACACACACAAACUCACUUAAAUCUCACCUCUCAGCAAAGUGUGCUUCAUGUCUUUUUAGCAGAACACCUUCCCAAAGUUAACUUUGGGAAAGUGUAGUUUUAAAUGGUUUAAAAUGCCUUUCUUUUAAAUUGUAAUGUCAUGAUGUUGUAGCAGUCAGUGGAAUCAUUGAUAUGAAAUCACUAGAUAUGAAGGGUGUUGAUUUGGUCGCACUUUAUUUUGCAGUAGUACACUUAACUGUGUACUUACACAAGCAAGUACUGAGUAAUAGUAUAAGGUAACUACUUGGACUUAAUAUGGGUUAAAUUUAGGUUUAGGGUUAGCUGUAUAAUUAAUACUAAGUAUGUAGUACAUACAUAAAGAACAAGACUGUAAAAUAAAGUGCUACUGAACAUUUUUUACCAAGUAUUUCACGUAUGUCUGUCUUAAAGAUGAAUUACUUGUUAAUGUUUUGUCACUUUAAACUGUUACUAAAUGAAGUUAAAUUCAGUACAGAAAAGUCUUAGAACAUUUUAUGUUCACAAAAGCGACUCUAAACUCAUCUUGACGACAAUCUUAUUCUACGCUUAAAGGAACACGCCACUAUUUUUGAAAAUAGGCUCGUUUUCCAACUCCCCUAGAGUUAAACAGUUGAGUUUUACCUUUUUGGAAUCCAUUCAGCCGAUCUCUGGGUCUGGCGGAAGCACUUUUAGCACAGCUUAGCAUAGAUCAUUGAAUCUGAUUAGACCGUUAGCAUCUCGCUCAAAAAUGACCAAAGAGUUUUGAUAUUUUUCCUUUUUAAAACUUGACACUUCUGUACUAGAAGUCUAAGACAGACGGAAAAUGAAAAGCUGCGAUUUUCUAGACUGAUAUGGCUAGGAACUAUACUCUCAUUCCGGCGUAAUAAUGAAGGAACUUUGCUGCCGUACCAUGGGUGCAGCAGGCGUAAUGAUAUUACGCAGUGUCUGAAAAUAGUCUCCCUGUGCUAGCGGGUGGUCACUUUGGUUAUGUUGACGGAAGUUAGCCUUUGCUAGCAGCAAAGUUCCUUCCCACAUAGCCCCCGUACGUCUGCAAGAUGUCUGUUAAAGAUCUCUUGAUCUGGAAAGCAUCUGCUGUGUACAAACGUCUGGCAGACAUCUGUAAGAUGUCAGUUUUACAUACAUUUUAAAUAAUAAACAUCUUAAAGACAUCUAAAAGAUGUCUAUUUAAAUGCAGACGUCAAAUAGACGUCUCCGAGAUGUACGUGUGCUAUCAGCGUUUAUUAUUACGCCAGAAUGAGAGUACAGUUCCUAGCCAUAUCGCCUUAGAAAAUCGCAACUUUUCUUUUUCCGUCGGUUUUAGUAUGCAAUGUAACUACAGAAGAGUUGAAUUUUAAAUAGUAAAAAUAUCAAAACUCUUUGGUCAUUUUUUAGCGAUGUGCUAACGGUCUAAUCAGAUUCAAUGAUCUAUGCUAAGCUAUGAUAAAAGUGCUACCUCCAGAGAUCGGCUGAAUGGAUUUGAAAACCGUAAAACUCAACUGUUUAACUCUAGGGGGAGUUGGAAAAUAAGCCUAUUUUCAAAAAUAGUGCGUGUUCCUUUAACAAUUUUUGGGGUGAAUCUCACUGAGAAAUAUCCAGAUCAUAUUUUACUCCAAAAUCAAAAGAAUGCUAAGAGACUUAUUAUGUACUUUAUUUUUUAUUGUAAAUGAGAUUUUUUCCACAUUACGGUAAUGAGAAUUUAGGAUAAUAAAAGUAAUGUUUUUUUUUUUAAAAAAAAAGCAAAGAGGUUAAAGGCAAAAUAUGACUUGAAAAUAUUUCAGUUUUUGUGAGAUUCACCCUUUGCGCUCAUCUUGAACCAGACACCAUUAACUACAAUAUUUGAUUGCUUUUGGUUUAAUUAACAUUAGGGGGAAAAUGGUUGACCUUCAGCUAUAAUUAUUUCAGAACAGCUAUUGUAUGAAAUAUUGAUAACCAUCCUUUGGCACAACAAGUCAACAAGACAUCUCCUUGAUGGAUGUAGUGGUAAAUGCCAUACAAUGGCAAUAGCCUCUAAUUUUGCAAUUUACCAUAACAAGUUCCAUUUUUGAAUAUAAGAGAAAUCUAAAUGAAUGAAUUGUAUAAUUGUAUUUAUAGUGGGCCGCACUUUUCGGUCGUCUACCCGCAACAGAAGAGCUUUUUUGCACAGACACACUAUAACAUUAAGAGGUCAUUUAAAUAAGUAGCUGAAAAUUAAUGUUCAGGGCCACAUCUAAGACAUUCCAAAGAUCACCAUUUUAUGAGAAAAUACUGUUCAUACUUUGUCUUCCCAUACAUCUGUUAGUUUACUCAAACACAUGAGGGACUGUUGAAUGUUGCUCAGCUCCCAAAGAUGAAUCAGUGUAUUUUACCAAAGGCCCUUUAGAGCUUUUGGAAGUCUCCCGCAUGAUGGCUGUUGUGUUGGAUUGCACUAAUGAAGCACAGAAUGAAUCGGGUAACUAAUAGUUUUGCCAAAUGUUGUUUCUUUAACUACUCUUCUUUAACAUUGUCUGUCUUAAACUGAUGUUUACACAGGCUGGGUCUAAAUCCAGUCCAGACCAGUUUGAUCCCUGCUAACCGGCCCAGCCCAGGGGUGUGAAAACUGGAACAAUAUCAUUUUUGUCUUUUUUUUUUUUCUCAUCUUCUUACGGUUUUGGGUACAAAUGCUUUUAGAAAAUGUAUCAGAACGUAGAAACUGAUUAUGAGUAAAUUAAUACAGUACAUGCCCAGGUCAUAUUUCAUUCAAAUGUGAAAGAAAAUGGAAUAGACAUUACAUUUUGCAGCUUUUGAAUUAUUUAUACGUCAUGGUAAUAUUGUACUGCCUUAAAUUUAUGCAAAUUUUAGUGUGUUUUUUUUGUUCUUUUCUUUUCCUUUUUGCACUAGGUAGUGAGAAUUUUGGGGAUACUUAAUUGAAUAAUUUCACAAUGAAAAAAAAAAAUCACUUGCUUGAUCCUAAUUUCUUUCCUUUUUUUAAUUUAGUGGUGGAAUAUGACGCUUGUUCAUGAGGUUCAUACACACAAUAUACAUUUUAAAAGCAACACGCUGUGUUGGGCUGUUUAACUAAGCAUCAAAUGUCAUUGUGUAUCUGGAGGUGCUCAAGUUGGCAGUAGUUGAUAAAGUAUUUGUUAACUGUGUAAAUGUUUGCUAUUUUCACAAUAUUUUCGCUGCAAAAUAACAUUUACAGAGCUCAUCUGACAGAUGUGAAUUAUUGUUAUUAUUUGUUAUGUGUUUUUUCUGGCUGUCUGAAGACAAAUGACUAAAAAGGAAUUUAUAUACAAAAGUAGAGUAAUAUAAGAAAUGUUCUGUUCUGAUUUGAAUAGAACAAUGUAUAUUGUUAAAUCAUAAUGUGUUGUACACCUUUUUUAAUUUAAGUAAAUUAAUUAAUUGUA
Labeo rohita (rohu) is the source of this 6329-nucleotide messenger RNA. RefSeq names its product GRAM domain containing 4a (gene gramd4a). Bases 231 to 2051 code for a protein of 606 amino acids. Gene Ontology annotation, biological process: apoptotic process; negative regulation of toll-like receptor 9 signaling pathway. NCBI's taxonomy places the organism in Eukaryota, Metazoa, Chordata, Actinopteri, Cypriniformes, Cyprinidae. The record is from RefSeq and is a predicted model, not a curated record. The transcript has 20 exons.